This is a messenger RNA of Acanthaster planci (crown-of-thorns starfish), 1548 nucleotides long. RefSeq names its product histone H1-delta-like. Gene Ontology annotation, molecular function: nucleosomal DNA binding; structural constituent of chromatin; double-stranded DNA binding. Gene Ontology annotation, biological process: chromosome condensation; negative regulation of DNA recombination; nucleosome assembly. Lineage: Eukaryota; Metazoa; Echinodermata; Asteroidea; Valvatida; Acanthasteridae. Gene Ontology annotation, cellular component: nucleus; nucleosome. The record is from RefSeq and is a predicted model, not a curated record.
ACUAGCGGUCGCAACUCUCGUUAAAACACGGAGCUCCGGUAUCGUCAGCUGACUUUCAAUUCUGCCCUCUCUUGCCGAAGAUCCUUCGAUCAAAAUGGCCGCUCCAGCAGCUCCCAAGCCGGUGAAGAGUCCUAAGAAGAGUGCCAAGAAAGCUGCCAGUGAUCAUCCGUCGUACGACGUCAUGAUCAUCCAGGCUGUGAAAGCGCUGAAUGAAAAGAAAGGAUCUUCUCGGCAAGCCAUCGUCAAGCACAUCAGAAGCAACCACAACCUACCGGACAAGGCCGACGUCCGCAUCAAGCUUGCCCUAAAGAGGAUGGAGAAGAAAGGUACCCUCACCCACACCACUGGUAGUGGUGCAGCCGGAAGCUUCCUCGUUGCUGACUCCAAGAAAACUGCCAAAAAGCCCACAAAGCCCAAGCCGAAAAAGGUGAAGAAGCCAGCGGCUGCUAAGAAGUCGGCCAAGUCCAAGACUGCCAAGAAGGCCAAGUCACCAACCAAGACCAAGCCGAAGAAGGAAGCAGCUGCAAAGAAGGCCAAGAAACCUGCUCAGGCGAAAGCCUCCGAGGCUCCCAGUUCCAAGAAGACUGCAGCGCCUGCCAAGGGAAAGAAAGCAUCGGUCAAGAAAUCGAAGUCGUCCAAAAAGGGGAAGAAGUCCUCCAAGAAAUAAACUGGAAACGAUUUUAAUUGCAGACACUAAUGCUCAGUGUAAAUAAUGAUAAAGAGUAUUGUCUAUCCAUUGUGUCAUCUAUAAAUGUACUGUAGUUUGCCGUGUUUUCUACCAAAUCAAAAAGCGGGUAUUUUUAGCAUUUGAAACAACUCGUCGAUAUAGAAUGUCUGCGUUGCACCGCCAUGGACUCGGGGCAACUUCGUUCUGAUGAACGUUGCACUAAUUGGAUUGGAGCGUUACGAACUGUAACUUACAUCCUGGAACUUUGGCACGGUCGACUUCUCAUGUUUAAUACGAAUUUGGUUGGACAACUCGCCAUAGUCGGCGCAAAGAUAAGAGAGACAAAUCUUUUUACAAUAAAUUAUCUGUAUAGUUACACAUGUAUAGCUCAGCUUUUAUGUCUAACUUUAUUUUUUCCUCAAAUGUAUAUCAUUAUAAAAUUGAGUGAUACUGAAUUUGAUGUUUGGCGCAAAAGAUAUAUAUUUACCCAGCUUUAAUGAGAUAUAUGGGAGAAUCGAUUGGGUGUUGUAAUGGAGUACAAUUAGUUAAAUCCCAUGUACGCUGCACCUGUUGUGCAGUCCUAUUGCAGUCACCCCGUACAGACUACCGUUUUUCGUUAACAAACCAACUUUUGAAGAAAAAAAAGGAGAAGAGGGAAGAUCUAGCAGUCACACAAUUACACACCAAAGUUAAGUAUAAAUGAACAUAACUGUCUCGACGUAAUUUUUUUAGUGUGGGGGUGGGAUUGGAAGAACGUGUAUACAAGUGUAAAUAUACAUGUACAUGUAUACGCUAUAUUUAGGCACAGACACCGAAAUGUUUUCAGCUUACUGUGUGGAGCCAAGUUCACUGUUUCCAAUUAAAAUACAUGUAUAUAACAA